UAGAUUCGAUCGGAUCAUUUCUGUCCCGUAAAGCGGUACCCAAUUAUAUCCAAGCAUGAAGGUACCGUGUGUCAGCCUUUUGGUAUUCAUCUUUGGUCUGCUCGCAGUACACGGUGUCGAUGUAUGCCGGUACGGUGAACAGUAUCGAUGUGGCCACGUCCUGUGUGAGAAAACUUGUGCCACGCUCGACAGCACUGCGCCUUGCACGGCAACGUGCACCAACGGGUGCUACUGUGCGCCCGGAUUCGUGCGUACCGCGUUCGGUAGCUGUUCGCCCCGGUUCGUUUGUCGGUAUAAGAACGGCGAUAUUACCCGGGAGUAAAUCGUGUACGAUGGCUACAAGUGUAAUUGAAUAAAUGCAAUCUACAACUAAAAAGGGCUGUUGCAUGCUUAUGGUUUUAUCUCUUUAGUGAUAGUUUUAAUUUCCGUUGAAAGAGAAAAGUCCUUCAAUUAAAAAAAACUAAACAACCGAUUAUCAUUACGGAAAAGUAAAUGCUACUUACAAAGGGGAAGAAAUAAUCAAACAAAGUUAUGGAAAUUGU
Molecule: messenger RNA, 542 nt
Organism: Anopheles funestus (African malaria mosquito)
Lineage: Eukaryota; Metazoa; Arthropoda; Insecta; Diptera; Culicidae
Product: chymotrypsin-elastase inhibitor ixodidin-like
Exons: 2
Coding region: 56-322 (88 amino acids)
Source: RefSeq, a predicted model, not a curated record